AGAGCCGAAGAUGUCGGCUCGGUCAUGUGAUCAGCUGUGUCCAAUCACAGCUGAUCACAUCUAUCACAUGUGCACUGAUGAUCAGUGUGCCCUGAUGAUCAGUGUGGCCCCAGAAUUGCCACCUGUCAGUGUCCAUCAGUGCCAGCAGUCAGUGCCACGUGCCAGUGCCCAUCAGUGCUACAUCAAUGCCACAUAUCAGUGCAUACCAGUGCACAUCAAUGCCACAUAUCAGUGCCCAUCUGAGCUGCCUUUUAGUGUCACCCAUCAGUGCCAGUCAGUGCCACCUAUCAAUGCCAAUCAUUGCCACCUAUCAGUGCUGCCAAUCAGUGCCACCUAUCAGUGCCAGUAAGUGUCACCUAUCAGUGCGCAUCAGUGCCGCCUAUCAGUACCAGUCAGUGCCGCCUAACAAUUCC
This is a messenger RNA of Staurois parvus, 413 nucleotides long. The record is from the annotation of a GenBank genome assembly. NCBI's taxonomy places the organism in Eukaryota, Metazoa, Chordata, Amphibia, Anura, Ranidae.